This is a messenger RNA of Lolium perenne, 1000 nucleotides long. RefSeq names its product chlorophyll a-b binding protein 2, chloroplastic. Gene Ontology annotation, biological process: photosynthesis, light harvesting. Gene Ontology annotation, cellular component: membrane. Lineage: Eukaryota; Viridiplantae; Streptophyta; Magnoliopsida; Poales; Poaceae. The record is from RefSeq and is a predicted model, not a curated record.
UACUCCUCUCAAACCAUCCUCAAACACACACAACCAGAGCCUCACUCUUGGACUAACACACCAGUCUCAGCUGAGCAAUGGCGACCACCACGAUGGCAGUCUCCUCCCCAGCCUUCGCCGGCAAGGCGGUAAAGAACCUUCCAUCGUCCACCCUCUUCGGUGAGGCCCGCAUCACGAUGCGCAAGACCUCCGCCAAGGCCAAGCCGGUAUCCUCCGGCAGCCCGUGGUACGGCUCCGACCGCGUACUCUACCUUGGCCCGCUCUCUGGCGAGCCCCCGAGCUACCUCACCGGUGAGUUCCCCGGCGACUACGGGUGGGACACCGCCGGGCUCUCGGCCGACCCAGAGACCUUCGCAAAGAACCGAGAGCUCGAGGUGAUCCACUCCCGGUGGGCCAUGCUCGGUGCACUCGGCUGUGUCUUCCCCGAGCUCCUCGCCCGCAAUGGCGUCAAGUUCGGUGAGGCUGUCUGGUUCAAGGCCGGCUCCCAGAUCUUCAGCGAGGGAGGCCUCGACUACCUCGGUAACCCUAGCCUGGUUCAUGCACAGAGCAUCCUUGCAAUCUGGGCCGUCCAGGUCGUGCUGAUGGGCGCCGUUGAGGGGUACCGCAUUGCGGGAGGCCCACUUGGUGAGAUUGUCGACCCUUUGUACCCUGGCGGCAGCUUCGACCCCCUUGGCUUGGCCGACGACCCCGAGGCAUUCGCGGAGCUCAAGGUUAAGGAGCUCAAGAACGGCCGUCUUGCCAUGUUCUCUAUGUUUGGCUUCUUUGUUCAGGCUAUCGUCACCGGCAAGGGCCCCCUCGAGAACCUGGCUGACCACCUGGCCGACCCCGUCAACAACAAUGCCUGGGCAUUUGCCACCAACUUCGUUCCCGGCAAGUAAGCCAUAUGUGUCUUGGAGACCAUGCACACGAUGAAGUGUGACCAACUGGUUUAUUUUGUACUACCAUACUGUAAAUUACAAGGAUGAAUUCUAUGGAAGCACAGUACUAGAUUUGGAGGCAA